AUGAACGACGCCGCAGACACAGAUACUCCUCCAUCUCUUUGCUACUCGUCUUCUAUUAGCGACCACGAUCACCUGUCUACCAGCGAAUCGACCCCCAUCAGCACUCCUGUGGGCUUUGGCGCAACUUCCUCCUACCCACGCAAACUUUCAAGUCGCAAAAAGGACUCUUUUACCUGGAACCCCAAAGCUUCCAGAGAUUCUCAUAACCGCCCUCUUUAUCUGGACUCGACUCUUGUAGAGACCGACGGCGAAGAUCCCGCCGACGUCUCGCACUUGCCCUUGUUUCAGUCGCCAUCACCAGGACAGACCGAUACAAUGAACGGCCAACAAUCCCCUUUCGAUCUCUCCGCUCGGCAGACAUCAGUCUCACCACCAGGCCAACAAGCAUCUAAUUUGACCUCGGCGCUUCAAAAAGCCGCCAACAAUGAUCGCGCCGGCAAUUCUUCGGUCCCUACCGCUAGCAACGCAAGCGCUGUCUAUAAGGCAGCAGCUGCUCGAAAAGACUCUUUGAGCGCAAGCAUGUCCCAAUGGGGAAAUGGAACGAAGCCCAUCUCAGUGAUGGGUUCAAACAGAGAGAAACCUCGUCGCGAAUCUUUAGCCGGUAGUUUGGUCGGUGGUAUGAGCUGGGGCGGAGUUUCUGUUGGAAGUUGGAUACGAGACGAUAUCAUCAUGACCGGCACUUCCCCGUUCACAUUCCAAUCUCCAUCUUUCCAUUCUUCCUCAUACCUGCCGAAAUUGGAAGCGAAUUUCAUGCGUGACUUUUUCUGCUGUGGGCUCACUCUACCGUCAUUGCAUGAUUUGCUGCAACAUUAUGAAGAAGCACAUGCGCAGAAAACUACACAGGGUGGACAACGCCCUAGCCAAGGCGAUAAUCGAGCCGCGAUUAUGGCUGCAGCCGCUGCCGUGGCACAAUCUCAAGGUCAGUCAAAUAUGGGUCAAAACAGCGGAAUGCAGCAAGACCGUUCGCCGAACGGACAGUCAAAAUUCAAUCCAAAUCAGACUAUCGACACGAAUGCCUUCACAUCAACACAGCCCACUCUAGAUUUGGACACAAUCGACGAUAUGGAGAUGGAUGACGCAAUGGGCUUAUCGGACUCGACUUCUCAAAUGUUUUCUACACAGAUGCCAACCACACAGGGAGGAUACAAUCCCAACCAGAGGGUGCCUCAACUAAACCUCAGCAUGCUUCAAGGUCAAGGUCUUCGCGGCUCACAGCCCGGCACACCCAUCGCUCCCGCCCACACGCUACUACAAAAUAACCCUACUGUAUCCUCCGUAAACACUCCAACCUUAUCGUCGAACCCUCUGCAGAAUUCGCAAUUCCGCAACACUCCAGAUUCAUCUGGGCCCGGUACUCCGGCCGAGCUCGACGACACCGUCAUCGGAGGUUUCGGUGAUUUGACCAUGCAGGGUGGUGUUCUACCGCAGAACGGACAGUUUCCAGGGUUUGGGGGAGGUAAUGAUAUGGUCGAUCUAUGCAUUGAUGAGCCUGCAAAACGUCUCUUCAGUCCCAACGGAGGGUUUGGAGGGCAAAGUUCGCAAACCCAUCUCAAAUUAGGCAAUAGUCAAUACGGUCCUAACAGCGAAGUAGCCCGACGAAUCCGAGAACAACAAAUGCUCGCCGGCGUGCCCGAUACUUCGUUAGCCAGCAUGUUUCCGAAUGAAGAGCCCAAGCCUUUCAGAUGUCCUGUCAUCGGUUGCGAGAAAGCAUACAAGAACCAGAAUGGGUUGAAGUACCACAAAGCGCACGGUCACAACAAUCAACAACUCCACGAAAACGGCGACGGUACCUUCUCGAUAGUCAAUCCGGAGACGUCAGCGCCAUACCCUGGUACAAUGGGAAUGGAGAAAGAGAAGCCAUAUCGUUGUGAGGUUUGUGGCAAGCGGUACAAGAACCUUAACGGACUCAAGUAUCACAAAUCUCACUCUCCACCAUGCAAUCCCGAUCUUCAACUCGCCGGUCGCGGGUUGGCCGUUGGUGGUGUCAUGCAAGGUCAGAACAUUAAUGUCGCCGGUGCCGGGUUGCCAGGUAUCGGUGAAGAGGGGUUGAUGUAA
Talaromyces amestolkiae is the source of this 2055-nucleotide messenger RNA. RefSeq lists its product as uncharacterized. NCBI's taxonomy places the organism in Eukaryota, Fungi, Ascomycota, Eurotiomycetes, Eurotiales, Trichocomaceae. The transcript is spliced from 3 exons. The coding region runs from base 1 to 2055 and encodes 684 amino acids. The record is from RefSeq and is a predicted model, not a curated record. Gene Ontology annotation, cellular component: nucleus.